CGCGCUUGGGGGUGGUGCUGAAAAAGAAGAGGAAAAAAUCGAGCUCUCUGACACGGCUGAGUCUUUCGGUGUCUAUAUGGUUGUACCACCACGAUAAGCUGUGUCUUUGUCAGUGCGAGAGGGGAGGGUCUAGGAACCGGGGGCCCAGCGGGACGACAUCGGUCAUAACGCCACAAGGGAAUGACCUCGAUCAUGUCGUCGUUAGUUCGUCUUCUUCUCCCGGCUGUAUUGGGGCUGGUACCGUCCCUAUUCGCGCCGUCUGCGAGCGCCGUCGCCGUCGGCGGCAUUGCGCCGAGGUGCAAAUGUCUGCCCACCGACCCCUGCUGGCCGUCGGUAAAGACCUGGGACGCCUUCAACCGCACCGUGGGUGGCCGUCUCAUCGCUACCGUUCCCCUGGGCUCGCCGUGCCACGACCCGACGUUCGAUGAAGAGAAGUGCAACUUUCUGAGAGAGCAGUGGCACGAUUCCGCGAUCCAUCUGGAAUCCUCGUCAUCGGUGAUGGCUCCGAUAUUCGCAAACCAGAGCUGCGACCCGUGGCAGCAGCCGCGCAGCACCCCCUGCGCACUCGGCAAUUACGUGAGCUACGCCGUCGAGGUCUCGGGCGCCGCCGACAUCGCUGCCACCCUCCGUUUCGCGCGUGAGCGUAACCUGCGCUUCGUCGUCCGUAACACGGGCCAUGACUAUCUCGGACGGUCGACUGGCGCCGGCGCCCUCGCUGUCUGGACGCGUCGCCUUAAGAGCAUCGAGGUCGUCAACUGGCGCGACCCCCCCUUCUAUUCGGGCAAGGCGAUGCGCCUCGGCGCCGGCGUCCUCGGCUACGAGGCCCUCGCGGCCGCCCGCGCCGCCGGCCUCGUCGUGCUCACGGGCGAGUGUCCUUCCGUCGGCGUCGCUGGCGGCUACGUCCAGGGUGGUGGCCACUCGGCGCUGAGCACGAGCUUUGGGCUCGCGGCCGACAACACGCUGUCCUUCGAUGUUGUCACGCCGAGGGGAAAGCUGCUAACGGCGUCGCGCACGAAGAAUAGCGACCUCUAUUGGGCGCUGAGCGGCGGCGGCGGCGGCGCCUUCGGUGUGGUAGUCGCUAUCACGGUGCGCGCGCACCCGGACACCGUCGUCAGCGGCGCCUCGUUCGAUAUUAACGUCCCCUCUUCCUCAUGCUCGUCUUCCCCAUGCGAAGGAGAAAAUGGUAAACAGAACCUCCUCUCUGAGGUGAUCGAUACCUUCCACGCGGCGCUGCCGGCCAUCGUCGAUGCCGGCGCCAUGGUCAUCUACUUCUUCGGCGAUGGGUUCCUACGUGUUCCGGCGUUGACGGCGUACGGCAAGACACGCGAGGACGUAGCGCAGAUGCUGACACCGCUGGGGAAUGCGCUAGCCGCGCUCAACGUCACGCUCGCGCCGACGCUGACCCAGUUCGACAGCUAUGGAGACCACUACAACCACUACUGGGGCCCGCCGCCUGCAGGCAACAUCGAGGUCGGUACGCAGCUCUUCGGUGGGCGCUUGAUCCCGCGCUCGGAACUCCCGAGCUUCGGCCCCGCCUCGCGGAAGCUUGUCGAGCUCGGCGUUGUGUUCAUCGGCGUCGGGCUCGACGUGUCUCGGUUCGGGAGGGGUGGGAGAGGCAAGAAAGGCGGCGGCGAGAGAGUGAACGCGGUGCUGCCACAGUGGCGCGACACCCUCGUCUCUGCGUCGCUUACCCUCGCCUGGGGCUCUCAGGACCCUUUCGAGCAAGGUUUGGCCGAACAGCGGCGCAUCACCGAUGUCAUCCAGCCCAUCAUCGAGGCCGCGACGCCCGGCUCCGGCGCGUACAUCAACGAGGCCGACUUCCGCCAGCCCGACUGGCAAGACGUAUUCUACGGCGCCAACUACCCCGCGCUGCUGCGCGUCAAGCAGAAGUAUGACCCAGACCGGCUGCUAUACGGCGCCGUCACAGUCGGCAGCGAGUUCUGGACUGUCAGCGAGGAGGGGCGCAUGUGCAGGGCCGAUGGGGGCAGAGCUCCCGCCACCGACACGGACGGUGAUGACCAGGCCGCGGAAAUGCGAGUACAGCUGCCCUAGAAGCCUCCUUGUCCUCCGGAACUUACCAGACCGCAGAGGCA
Durotheca rogersii is the source of this 2093-nucleotide messenger RNA. RefSeq lists its product as uncharacterized. Lineage: Eukaryota; Fungi; Ascomycota; Sordariomycetes; Xylariales; Xylariaceae. The transcript is spliced from 2 exons. The record is from RefSeq and is a predicted model, not a curated record. Bases 181 to 2052 code for a protein of 623 amino acids. Gene Ontology annotation, molecular function: oxidoreductase activity; FAD binding.